Messenger RNA from Ziziphus jujuba (common jujube), 1395 nucleotides. RefSeq lists its product as uncharacterized. The record is from RefSeq and is a predicted model, not a curated record. The coding region runs from base 85 to 1164 and encodes 359 amino acids. The transcript has 5 exons. Lineage: Eukaryota; Viridiplantae; Streptophyta; Magnoliopsida; Rosales; Rhamnaceae.
CAUCCGGCUUCAUUAACAGUACGUCGUCGUUGUGAUAUACCUUCCGUUAGGAAACCCACGUCCCACCAUGUCAUUGCUGGUUCAAUGGGAAGCAGUGGCAAAGCCCUAAUUUUGCAGAGAGAAGAGGGAGGGAGAGAGAUGAGCAUCCGACCGUUGGAAACGCUCCCUCCAACAGAAUCCUUAGAGAUAGAGAAUGGGCUCUCACUCGUGCCGCGCGUGAGGCUCGAGCUCACAUUAUACCCGGCAAGCCCCUCCGUUACCAAACCCAUUGACGAGUGGAAGGUGAAGCGCACGCUCAUACACUUCCUCAAGAACUCGCUCUCCGUCCCGGUUACUGUACCCGAGGAAGAUCUCCAUAUCAAACGAAUCAAGGACCUCAAGAAGCGGAAGCGUGACGACCCUUUAGCUCUCGGUACCCUUUUCGUUCGAGACCUGGGAUUUCUUAAUGAGAAAAGCAAGAAGAAUGAAGAUGAAAAGGAACAAGACGUGAAGGUUUUAGAGAAGUUCUUGGAUUGGAGAAGAUACAUCGUUGAAAAGAUGGACGGGAUCGAGCUGAAUAUUGAGGGAAUGAAGUUCAAGCUAAGUGUUGCGAUUCCGGCGUCCGAUGACUUCGAAAGCAUGAAGAAAUCUUGGGAGGAGUUUUUUGCGUUCGGCAAUCGGGGCUAUUCAAGGAGUGGGAGGCAAGAGCCUGAUACCAUAGUGCUGAGAGGAGUUCCAUCAAGGUGGUUUGCUGAGCCGCGGGUUUCGUCGAAGCCUUCCUUGCUGGUUACCCACACUAUAUUUUCAACGUUUGGAAGGAUAAGGAAUCUUAAUGUUGCUGAGGACGAUGAUUUAGGUAAGGAUGCGGAUGAGGAUGCUGCAAACAUAAUCUCAGGCCUCCACUGUAAAAUUGUCGUUCAGUUUGAGAAGUACAGGGACUUCUAUAAUACUCUGAAAGUGUUAUGUUGUCGCUCACUACAGAAGCAAGGAUCUAGAUUGAGAGCUGAUUAUGAGGUUACUUGGGACAGGGAUGGCUUUUUCCGGAACUCGAGAAAUUUAACACAGGUGAAAAUUGGGGUCCAGGAAAUAGCAGCUGCACCCUACAAAAGUGAAGCUCCUAGACGCCAACAACACAUAUCUCGGUUCAGUCCCGAGGACAUCCCUAGAAAGAGGUUCAAGGAAUAGGGAGUAUAAUGUAACAUUUUGGAAAAUUUCUUUUGUGAGAGAGCUGGGAGUCUGAAGAACAGUUCAUACGGAUUUGUUAGCCUGACUUUUGUACAAUUAGUUCCCUUCUGUUUUUAAUUCUAUAUAUACCAUUAAUCUUUAAAGUUGUUCAGUAUGUUGUCCAAUAUUGUAGUUCCAUGCUUCAACUAACAUAAAGCACAGUUAAUGUACUCCCUAUGAAAGGUUCAAACA